AUGGCUUUUAAGUUAUUCAAGCGCAAAGACGAGGAGGACUCCGUCGGAUUACCUGCGGAGUCGUACUCAGACAUGCUGACCGAGGACGUUACGGCCGUGCAGUCUAACAACGACGAUUCCAAGACGUUCCAGUACUCGUUCAACUCCAACACCAACUCGCUGUUUAGUGCCAAGCCUACUAUUUCCACCGGAAAGUCGUCGCAACAGAGCUCGUAUGGCAAAGAGACGCCUUCUACGUUCACGUCAAUCGGAAGACCGCUCAGAGUCGUCGACGAGGAGGAGUUCGAAGACGACACUCUCGAUAACAUGAAAUCAUUACGUCAGUCUUUUAGCAGACGCAAAUCCAACAUCUCAGAGGACUCUCGCACAAAUAUCAACCCGCGCUCUAGACACGGCUCCAAUGCAGCCUCCGAAAUAGACCAGACACAGCUCGUUGAAGUUCUGGAGAAACAUCUGCGUGCGCUUGCUGUUAGCACAUCAAAUACCCUGAUGCAAGUGUCUCAGUCGGUGCUCAAUCUUACCAAGGCCUCUAUUGCCAUCAGUGAGAGCAUCGAGAGCACCUCAUCCACGAUUUCCAAGCUCCAAUACCUCCAGUACCUGGCUCCAUUCCAGUUUUCAACCAGCUCCUCGCCGGGACUGCAUAAGCUUAUCAAAAACGUUCUUUUUCUUAUCGACAACCAUCUGUUGUCCGAAGUUUACGACAGCUCCAAGUCGCUGCUGUCGAAAAACCUGUACGACCUGCUGGGUCUGCUGAAGGUUGUCGAGUUUCCGUCCAGAGACCUGGAGAACUUCGCCACUGUGAUGACUCCAAACAUUUUCCCAAUUGGUAGCACGAAUCUCCCGCUUGCUCUGCAGGCCAAAAUCGGCCGUAUCAUGCAAAUGUUGGUCCAGAAAUCCAAGGAACUUUCUCUGUCCGACCAGGAAGGCGCGUUCAUCGCUCCUGUGUUGCGCGGAUUCCUCCACGAGGACCUCAGCGUGGUUACUUUCAUCUUUGGGUUCCCAACGCUCAACAAGGAACACAUCGAUAUUGUGCGCUACUUCUCGUCCAGCAUCGACAACAUGCACUUCGUGGCGCAGAAGAACCAGAUCACGGCCGCGUCCACGUCCAAGUUUCGUGCUCCAUUCCGCACAGUCGACCCAGACUCCGAGUACAUGCCGAUCUCGAUGCCCGUUGCUUGCAACAACUCCUUGAAGCUGUCUGGAACGCUGGCUGGGUACCUGUACCCCAGAAUUCCGGAAAAUAGCAACAAUCCGAGACUCCAGAAAUACGAGAACUCGCUGUUUGGGUUCACCUGUGCCCAUGUGAUGCUCAACGAGAGCAUCAAAUCCGGAGAUCCAUACCCACACGUUUCUGUUCCGUCUCCUGUGCUAGUGAACCUGUACAAGAACGCAUUGUUGAACGAACGGUUGAAAUACGACGCACACACCGAGGAGUAUCGUGCGUACGACUCGGUUGUCCAGGAGAUCGACCAACUGUACCCGGUGACCGAGGUUCGUGUCAAGAAGAAGACGUUGACCCGUAACCUUCCUCGCGAGACGUUUGGCCAGCUGAUCUGGGGAGAACGCGUCCUGAACGAGGACAAGCUGUCGGACAUUGCAAUUGUCAAGAUCCUGGACCAGUCCAAGAAGUUUGUCAACUUCUUGGGCGAGGACCUGGAGCUCAACAAGCACGACCCGGCCUUGAUGUUCUCCAACCUGUACGUGAAGAAAGUGGUGCAUCUCAAGACUUCAAAGGAGACGUCUGCAAUCAAUCACGCGGGGCUCGAGGUGUUCAAAGUGGGGGCCACUACUGACUACACAGACGGCCGACUUAACGGACAGAAGAUGAUCUACUGGUCGGACGGGUCGUUAAAGACGUCCGAGUUUGUGAUUUCCGGGUCCCAGAAACAGUUUGCCGCGGGCGGCGACUCUGGGGCUCUGGUUCUUGCAAAACUGUCGAGUUUGCGCCAACCAACAACCAACAAACGGUCGAUGCUGAGCAGCUUCCUCGGCAACCUGAUUUCUCAAGGGCCAGAAACAGGGCUCGGGGUGGUUGGAAUGUUGCACUCCUACGACGGCGAACACAAACAGUUUGGACUGUUCACGCCGAUGGACUCGAUUCUGGAAAGAUUGCACACGGUAACGGGCGUGGACUGGGGUGUUGUUGGGUGUACUGAAGACACUGAUUAA
Ogataea philodendri is the source of this 2169-nucleotide messenger RNA. RefSeq lists its product as uncharacterized. The record is from RefSeq and is a predicted model, not a curated record. NCBI's taxonomy places the organism in Eukaryota, Fungi, Ascomycota, Pichiomycetes, Pichiales, Pichiaceae. The transcript has a single exon. Bases 1 to 2169 code for a protein of 722 amino acids.